Molecule: messenger RNA, 2317 nt
Organism: Saprolegnia diclina VS20
Lineage: Eukaryota; Oomycota; Saprolegniomycetes; Saprolegniales; Saprolegniaceae
Exons: 1
Coding region: 29-2317 (762 amino acids)
Source: RefSeq, a predicted model, not a curated record
UUGCAACUGGCCACAAAGAUAUCGACGCAUGACUGGGCAACGCAAGGUCCACCGACGCACCAAGGCCAAGGGCCAGCGCAGCUGCGCUUCGACGGGCAAGGAGCCCUUCGAGGUGGCCAUCCAGGGUCUCCUGAUCUGGGCCGUAUCCAGCCGCAAGUCGCCGACGCCAUUCAACGACGCUGUCGCCAAGCUCACGGCGGCUGCGCGCGUGCAUCCCGCGCCCUUCACCGUGUGCGGCGUUCGGCUCACGGUACCCAAGCUGUCGUAUGCGCACCUCCGAUUGGGCGACGAGGUCAUCGCGCGGGCGCUGGUCCAGUCGGGUGUCUACGACGUGGUCCUCGCCGAACACGACCGGAUGACCAAUCAUUUCUGCCGCAACGCUGGGUUCGAACCGACGAUCAAGCGCUUCCACGAGCUGCCGGGCGCGCCGUUGCCGGACGUGAUCGCCAACCGCGUCCGCGACCUCUCGGUGGAGACGUUCCUCUUCGACAAGGGCGACCCCCGGCAAGCCGACUUUUGCGGCCUGCAGUUUUCGCUCGUGUUUUGGCCCAAGACCGCUCGCGUUCUGCUCUUCGACCUCAUGACCGGGGUCGAGAUUCUUUUCGACGCCGUGCAGCGUCGGUCGGUCGACACUCGCCUCGGGCUGCCAUCAACGAUGGCGCUCGUCGACGCUCUCUUGCCUCGGUUUGGCGACGCCCGCGAGUCGGAGCGCGCCACGUUAUACGCCCACAGCCUCGCUCUCUUUUGCGACGCGCUCAUUACGCUCAAGCAACUCGACCCUGUCACGCGCUUUCUGAGCCGCUUCCUCCGUGGCACCUCCGACGACACGACCUUCUCCAACAUCGCCUCGUUCGUUUCGAUUCUCAUCCGCGACUUUGGCUGGGAACCGCUCGCCAAAUCCCUGCAUACGAUGCUCCGCCGCUGGGCGACCACGCUGUCCGGACUUCGCCUGUGCUACCGCCUCGUCGCGAGCUUGGCCGGCGCCGCCGAGUCGCCAAUCUGCGACCCGAUUUCGCAGCCGUUUGCGAUCGAGCUCAUUGUGUCGCUCUGGUCGACGAUCGCUAUUUUGGCCCAGCGGCUACUCUGCCCGAGCCGCCACGUGGGCACGAGUGACGCGGUGGCAGCCUCGCGCGCGGUGUUUCAGUUUAGCUCGUUUUUAGAGCUCCACGUAGCCCGACCAGAGCACAUGCGCCAGCGCUGGCUUCACAACCGCCUUCCGGACCGCGUCGUCGCCACGGUCGCGUCCUUCUUGGGGCCGGUGCCGACGCUGUCGAUGCUCGAGCAGAUGCGCCUCUUUGAGCCCGUGAUUGACAUGGCGUCGGGAGUUGCAGCAGCAAUUCGAUUGGGUUUGGACUGCGAUGCGAACAAGGGCUACAUCCACACGAUCCUCGACACGUAUUUGGCGGGCGACUACGACGACUACCCGGCGUUCGAUAUGCAGCUCGUGUCGUCGCUGCUGGUGGUCGCCGCCGCUGGCCACCGCUUCGAUACCGUGUUGGACCAUCUGAAACGCCGUCGGCGACUAGCGUUGGCACCGUCGAUUUUGGCUUUUGCAAAGCUCUGGCCUGCGUUGGCGUCCGGUGACGUAGGCACCCAGUGUUCGCUCGUGCUGUUGCGCGCCGCCGGUGACGUCAAUGACAAUGUGAACUCUCAAGGACGCCAGACGCCUGUGCUCAACACGAUCUCGGCGCUGACGUAUUUUGCAAAAUUUGACCGCGCGCUCUUGAGCCGCUUUACCGACAGCUGGCUCGGCGCGUUGACGUUGCAGCAGCUGCAGACGACGCUUGGCGACGUGGUCAUUGAGCUCCAUAUGCAGGUGCCAUCGGAGUCGCGCUUGCUCCAUCGCCUCGCACAAAAGCACGUCGACGCGGUGGGCCGACCUCUGGAGCUCACCGACUACGCGCUGCGCAACUUGCACGCGCCAAACUGCUGCGACCGCUGUGUCGAGUUCAAAGCCUUUUUGCUGGCGCCUUUGCGCAUCACGUUUGCACUUGGCGACAACAGUACGUGCACGACGUUGCUUAGCAUUAUCGACGCCAACCCGCUGCAGCUGCGGCUUCAAAACACAUCUUCGCCACGCCACGACGACAACUUCCGGCUUGAGCACUCGGUCCUACAACGCUCGGGUCAUGUGGCUUUUGUGAGCAAGGUGCGGCAGCCUGGCCAAGUCACGCCCGAUGUCCUCCGCGCGCACUUGGCCUUCGCGCGGGAAAACGCCGAGCAGAAGCAAAAGACGGACCGUGUGGCGCAUAUUCGGGACGCAAUGGCGGCGGGCAUGGCGGCGGACGCAGCGUCGCUUUGGACGGCGCACAACUAG